Molecule: messenger RNA, 7718 nt
Organism: Phyllopteryx taeniolatus (common seadragon)
Lineage: Eukaryota; Metazoa; Chordata; Actinopteri; Syngnathiformes; Syngnathidae
Product: phosphoglucomutase-1-like
Exons: 12
Coding region: 4159-5847 (562 amino acids)
Biological process (GO): carbohydrate metabolic process
Cellular component (GO): cytosol
Molecular function (GO): phosphoglucomutase activity
Source: RefSeq, a predicted model, not a curated record
AGUGAAUAGGAAACCGGAAACAGUGUGUAGAGUGUGCAAGUGUGGGCAGCCAUCAUUUCAGAAGGCUUUGGGCUCCGUUUGGGGACUGUAUGUUGAUUGAAGUCACUUACACAGGAUCGAAGUGUUGUUCUGUGUAGCGUAUAUUAGUCAAAUAAAAAUGUUAUUAAUUUAGGAGAAAAGAAUAAGCCGGAAGCGACGCUUGCGUUACUUCCGGUUUACCGUAACCUUAAGUUUAGUGAAAAGCAAACUAUGCAAGUAAACUAAGUAUGAAAUUUAGGGAAAAUGACGAGAAACUUUUUUAUCAGUCUUGCAAUCUGAAGGUUGCUACACUUUUGAGUUCUAGAUGACAGAGGUUUACUUAAACUCAGAACACACACAAAAUACAACCAAGAGUGGAAUUGUAUGGUAUACUUAAUGACGUCUACAAGGCAUCUAGAGGGAAACACACAAAAGGCGUCUAACUAUCCAUCCAGCCAUCCAUCCAUUUUCUGAGACGCUUCUCCUCACAAGGGUUGCGGGCGUGCUGGAGCCAAUCCCAGCUAUCAUCGGGCAGGAGGCGGGGUACACCCUGAACUGGUUGCCAGCCAAUCGCAGGGCACAUACAAACAAACAACCAUUCGCACUCACAUUCACACCUACGGGUAAUUUAGAGUCUUCAAUCAACCUACCACGCAUGUUUUUGGGAUGUGGGAGGAAACCGGAGUGCCCGGAGAAAACCCACGCAGGCACGGGGAGAACAUGCAAACUCCACACAGGCGGGACCGGGGAAUGAACCCGGGUCCUCAGAACUGUGAGUAAUGAAAAGGAGAAUAGAACAUCGUGUUUUGGACUAACGUUGGAAACGUGAGCGUUUACUGCGUUGAGUAAGAGCGAGAGAAAGCAAAGUUGGGAUUUCGUGUGAAGCUAGUCAUUUCCCCAAAAUUAUUAGGCAUUGAUGUUGUACAUCAUAGUAAGGAUUGCAGUGUCGACUCACGACCGCAGAUCAGCUGGUCUUUGGGGAGUGGUCUUCCUCCAGACCUCAGGUGGAAACAAAGCAGGUUUGGUUGAAGGAAAAAGGUGCACAAAAAUCAAAACAAAAAGAAAUGGAAAAGAAAAGUUGUUGUCCCGUUUGGAUGCACCGGUUGAACUGGUGCGGGACCGGUACGGGAUGCGGGUAGUUUUUCGCCGAGGCUCCGCCGACCGAUCGUGGCUAGGAAAAGCGAUCGAAGCCGCAUGGCCGGCUUCUUCAAUCGAAAACGCCGCCGGCUUGGCUGCAUCGGGCAAUCGCGCCAGUGGUGGCACCGGAGGCGCCCGAGGACAAUGGAAACAAAAGAAGGGGGAGGGCUUGGCCGAAGGCCAACCCCCCCCCAGCAUGAACCAAGAAGCUGAAGACCAAGAAGAGAGAGAGCCAAGAGUCCAAGAAAAAGAGGGCGAGAGUUUAAAUACCCAGAGGGCGUGUCCAAGGGGGAUGGAGAAACUGGAGGGAGACCACACCCAUCAGCUUGAAUCGACUCUAGACUUUGAAACCAUACAAUGGGUUUAGAAAUCAUAUUCAUCUAAAACGCUCCCAACUUUGUACUCUCACGCAUAGAAUCUUUGUUUAAACUUUGGCAGAUCGGUUGCUUAUUGUUCAAUACAACAUUUCGUACUGUUUGACUUCAAAUCACGAGGAACAGUUCUCAAAAUCGUGCAGAGGACCUGUAAAACUGUCAACAGUGACACAGACACCAAGGCAUACAUUUGGAAUUGUUGGGAUAUUUUGGGUGGCCACCAUCAUCUUCCAGCAGCGGAGCCACGGGAAUCCUCUUCCACGCCGCCAUUACGACAUUGCGGCGCUGGUUUGCGUUAAAAGAUCUUGUGCUCCUCCAUCUUCUGUCUGACCGCGCCCACACAUGCGCAAUCGGGUUUAGGUCUGGAGACAUGCGUGGCCAAUCAGGUUGCAAAACUUGUGACACCCAUGAAGGAUAAAAUUACAAUUAAAUGAGAUAUAUGGCUUUACAAAACACAUUAUCAACUGUAAUAAUAAAUGCAGCACAGCAAAAAGACUCCUUCGGGGACAACAGACGUUUUCAAGUACGAUGGAUCCUCGGUAUUCGCAAGUAGCGAAAAUCUUUGAACAACCGACGGCCAUUAGAACUGCAUUGAAUCUUAAACCCCCAAAAUUCUGGAAUGAGCCGGAAUCCAUAAGCAUAAGCAUUUUUGGGGUUGGUUCCCCACCCGCUCCUCCCCAAAAAAGGAGGAAUUGAAAAAAAAUUGGACAAAAAUUGAACCAAAACUUUACAAAAAACAACAAAAGCAAAUCAGCAAAGAGGUGAAUCCGCUGAACUGCACGUCUGUGCUUGGCUGUGGUCCUAACCCUGCCUCAUGCGAGUGCAGGCUCGCGCUGCGCUGCGACACACCGGCGCUCUAUAUAUGUGUGUGUGUGUGUGUGUGUGUGCAUGUGUGUGCGCUUUAUGUUGCAUUCGCUAAUAAAUUUAGUUUGAUUGAAUGAUUGCCACGCUAAUUCAACUUCAUGUGUGCUCGUUUCAAUGGAAAAUAAAGGGAAUAGUUGUCACUGUCGUUCUCUGGGGCGGGCUCGUCCGUGCACACGAUACACGGGAUAGAAAAUGAGUCCGCGGACUGGAUGCCACCCAUCCAUCCAUCCAUCUUCUUUACCGCUUCUCCUCACACGGGUCGCGGGCCGCCGGAGCCUAUCCCAGCUAUCUUCGGGCGGGAGGCGGGGCACACCCCGAACCGGUCGCCAGCCAAUCGCAGCGGACUGGAUGCAAUCAUGCUAAAUCAAUAGUGGGAUCGUAGUCCAAAGUACAAAAAAAAAAAGCAAGAACUGCAAAGCCCUUUACAGUUUAUUAACAGUACCCAGACCUUUUGUGCUGAGUUCUGGCAACUCUUUUCGUGAAACAGAAGUUUACGCAAUAAAUCAAAUUACCGUUAUUCAAAUGAUCCAGUGAGUUUCUCCGAGGGCCUUCUGGUUUGAUACGCAAACUAAAUAACGCAUCACCUCGUUGAGCAGUGCAAGAGCUUAUCUUUUUUUCUUUUCUCUAAUAUAAAUAUCCACAAGAGCUACGGAUGGAAAUGAUGACUAUCACUACAGUAUAUUCAAUCAGAGAUAUCCACAACAGAAAGAAUAUCCACGUCAGGCUUAGGUCGGUUACACACUGUAGCGUAGCAUAUCAGAGAAAUCUGUUGCACAAACAAGUAUGUAAAGCACCGAUUACCAUAAUGUUGCAUUUCCCCCGCUUUAACGAUAGUAUAUAUAUAUGAAUUAUUGGUAAUGGUUGUAACAGAUACCUUUCAUUCAUUUAGGAAGAAAAUUGAUCUAAAUAGCAUUCACCAAAAUAACACCAGUGUUUUGUCAUGAGCUGUGCCCUGCAGUACUUCUGUCGGAGCUUGGGUGGCGCCUUGCGCCUGUCUCGCCCUCUCUCUCUCUCCCUUCCCCUCUCUCGUCACCGUAAUCAGCACCUCCUCGGCCGCGCACCUGUCACCAAUCAGCCUUCAUCGCCACCUGCAUUAAAGCCUGCCAGAUUCCGGAAAUCCUCGCCAGAGUAUUAGCGUUUCUCCUACGUGCUCCCUCCGCGUUCCCCGCCGUGCCGACCUCCUCCGACAUCCACCUGCUCACGCCACCGCCUUCCGCACGUUCCCCGUCUCGACGACCAGCCAGUACGCCCCAAGGAUCCAUCCUAAUAUCCGCUUCAAUAAACCUUUUGCCGCAACCCUUUCAGCCUCCGCUUGCUCCUGGGUCUCGUUAACAUCAGAUCGUGACACUUUUUUAUCGAUGGGACAACACUGAAGAAAAGACACUUUGCUUGUCUGUCUUCUGAUUGCUAAGAUGCCAUCCAUGUUUGACGUGUCAUUGCUCUGAGCCGCUCGAAGCUCCCGGCUCUCCCCCGCGCUGCUUCCGCACAGACACACCCAAACCCAACUUUAUGGCUUGACAGUGAUCUGCCCGCACACGUGUGAAGGAGCGUCUUCAGUUACUCGCACUGCGACUGCACCCACAGCCGCAUUAGUUUGAAAGGUUAUUUUGGGUCCAGUAAGGAGCACUGUCACCCUGGGCACCCAGCGGGGGAGUCAAGAUUUCUCCGGACGGUUCCGUGUCCCUGUAAUACUUUCUCUCCAAACAGCAGCAGCUUUCCUCAAGCUUUGCCUUCGACUACACUGGCUGAAAAUUUCAAACCAAAGAUGGACGACAGUCCUUUGCGGGUGUUGACUGUCCCUACAUCCCCUUACUCUGACCAGAGACCCGGUCCCAACGGUCUUAGAAGAAAGGUCCGUGUCUUCCAGUCCAGGAGGAACUAUCUGCACAACUUCAUCCAGAGUAUCUUCUCCUCCAUUGACCUGCGUGACCGGCAGGGUUCCACAGUAGUGGUGGGGGGAGAUGGACGCUUCUUGAACCAAACAGCUAUCGAGGUCAUUGCGCAGAUGGCAGCUGCCAACGGGGUGGGCCGCGUCGUCGUCGGUCACCUGGGGUUAAUGUCCACGCCGGCCUGCUCCUGUGUGAUCAGGAAAUUCAAAGCCAUCGGCGGCGUCGUCCUCACCGCCGGCCGCGAGCCAGCUGGACCCGACGGAGACUUUGGCAUCAAGUUCAACACUGCAAAUGGAGGACCGGCCAGUGACGCUGUCACAAACAAGAUCUACCAGAUCAGCAGAACCAUUGAAGAGUUUGCCAUCUGCCCCGGACUCAGACUGGAUCUGACAACUCUGGGCAAACAGACGUUUGAUCUGGAGAACAAGUUCAAACCUUUCACAGUGGAAAUUGUGGACGCUGUGGAGUCCUAUGCCAACUUGAUGAGGAACAUCUUUGACUUUGCUGCCCUGAAGGAGCUCCUGUCUGGCGACAACCACAUCACGGUACGACUGGAUGCCAUGCACGGAGUGGUCGGCCCCUACGUGAAGCGAAUACUGUGCGACGAGUUGGGCUGUCCUGCCAAUUCUGCCGUUAAUUGUCUUCCGAUGGAGGACUUUGGAGGUCAACAUCCCGACCCUAACCUCAUCUACGCCGCAGACAUGCUUGACAGCAUGAGGGACGGAGACUAUGACUUUGGCGCAGCAUUUGAUGGAGACGGGAACAUGAUCCUCGGGAAGCACGGCCUCUUUGUCGCCCCGUCUGACUCUGUGGCCGUGAUCGCUGACAACAUCUUCUGCAUCCCGUACUUUCAGCACAGAGGGGUGAGGGGCUUCGCCCGCAGCAUGCCCACGAGUGCAGCCUUAGACAGAGUAGCCAAGGCAACAAAAAUAGAGCUAUAUGAAACUCCCACUGGGUGGAAGUUCUUUGGAAACUUAAUGGAUGCAGGACGACUGUCUUUAUGUGGAGAAGAAAGCUUUGGAACAAGUGGAGAGCAUAUUCGUGAGAAGGACGGGCUUUGGGCCGCGCUGGCGUGGCUCUCCAUCCUGGCCACAAGAAGGCAAAGUGUGCAAGAUAUACUUCAAUACCACUGGCUGAAAUAUGGAAGGAACUACUUCACCAGAUAUGACUACGAGAACAUAGAAAUUGACGCAGCCUGUGAGAUGAUGGAGGACCUGGAGAUCACGAUUGCAGACAAGUCCUUUGUGAGGCAGCGAUUUGCAGUGGAAGACAAAAUCUACCAAGUGGAAAAAGCAGACAAUUUUGAAUACACAGACCCGGUUGACAGCAGUAUCACCCGGAACCAGGGUCUGCGGAUAAUCUUCUCGGAUGGUUCUCGAAUCAUCUACAGACUCAGUGGCGCAAGUAGCGAAGGGGCCACAGUUCGAAUCUACCUGGAAAGCUUUGAGAAGGAACACGUUUUUCAAGAAACACAGGCGGUGCUGGCACCGUUAGCUACGAUCGCUGUGAAGAUUUCGCAGCUUCAUCGCAGGACUGGUCGCACUGGACCAUCAGUCAUCACAUGACGUGACCCAAAGUGAUUUGUAGUCAGAAUGUCAACUUUUUAUCCAAAUGUGGCAAGCAAACAUCCUGAGAAUUUAAGGCAACGGUAUAAUCAUUGCAAGUGAUUGUGCCACAUUAAAAAGCUUUUUAUUUUGGGUUGAGAAGAGACUUUUUCUGUCUGAUUUUUCUUUUUUGUCAUCUCAGGUGGGUAGUGCUAUAUUAUAGUCCGAUCAUGUUUUGAUUCUGCUGUGUCUGAAUGUGUCAUUUGUAUUGAUGAAAAAUCGCAUGAUCAUCCAGCAAGCUUCAUUCCGGAUAAUUGAAAGUCAUCAGCGAAUGACGUGCGUAAAUUGGGAGUGAAAUUGAUGGAACUUGCUCAUGCAUACGCAAAUCUUUUCUCGAAAUGUACCAGUAAUAAGAAUAAAACUUCUUUUGAAUAUUAUAGCGUUAUACACCAACACCCGCGACCCCCGUGAGGUAAAGCGGUAUGGGAAAUGGAUGGAUGGAUAGACGCCAACAAUACAAGCCCCAUAUCACCAACCUACUUUAUGUCAUAAAUUCAGAAUCCGUUUUUUUUUUCUUUCUGUUUUGACCACGAUGUUUUCGGUUCCCUUUUGACAGCAAAUUCUCUCGUUUGCAGAUAUCUGAUCCGCAGCUAUGUCUAAAAUGUCAGCAAAUUGUGCUAAUAAUGAGCCUUUUCCAUUCCACAGAGGUACGGACGAAGCAGAGAAAAGGAUCGAUGUAGUCAAAUGUGUGGCCGUCUCAUUUAAAUAUUUAAAAAAAACAAAACAUUUAGUUAUUUGAAAACAAUCACAAACUGAAACAAGACACCUGGUUUGACAGAAUAUAUCGGACACUAAGAUGAUGAUUUGAGGAACAAGAAGUGUGUAAAAGUGAAUACCUGCGAAAAAAGAAUACAAGUUUAAUUCAUGGUGUACUUGGAAAAAAGGCUUAAUGGUCGAAUGUAGCAGUACUUUUUGCUCCCAAGCUCCUCCUACACUUGUAAAGUGUCAUGUACCAGUAGUAUUGUUUUUUUUAAAUUUAAUUUUAAUUUUAUCAUUACUCAGCCACUGCAGUAAGGCAACACAUUUGUUAACAGACAAAAACAUCUAACUCAAAGAUGCUAAGAUAAUCAAUAUCCCUGAUAAACAGUACAGUUACAAGAAAAUGAAUCUGUGUUGCAAAUCAUAUCCUUGUAUCCAUCUUUCAUUCUGGAGACAGUCCAGGCUCACGGGGGAGUCAAAGCUGACUUCAGGGCAAAGGUUAACGACACCCUGCGGGGCGAGGGCGCACGUAGACACACGGCACCCUCCGUGCACUCACAUUGGGAGUUUGCAACCCAACUCACGACGCCUGCGUGGAAGCGAAGACAAAGGAGCGCGCCAUCAUGUUGUUUUCCACGUACACGUAAUGAAUUAGCAACAGAUACCCAGGACGCAGCAGCCGCACAAAAGCUGCGACAUGCUUGUGACACCGCAGACAAUAUUCAUCCAUCCAUCCAUCUUCAAUGCGCUUCCCCUUGCAGGGUCGUUCGCGGGUGAGCCGCAGCUCAUCUCAGCUGACUUUGGGCGAGGGGCGCGGUACGCCCUGCAUUGCUCGCCAGCCCCGUCGCCGGGCACAUACAAGCAACUAUUAACACUGAUGGGCAGAGUUAUUAAGGGUUAUUCGUCAAGCUUUAUUGAGCCAAGGCAGCCGUUUUACAUUAACCGGCAAAUAAAAAUGUCACAAAAAGUGCGACUGUUGAAAUGAUGAUGAUCCUGUCUCCAUUUACUGUCAAUUGUACUUACUCAGUGUGCAUUGUGGGCCUGGUCAGUUGAAUACGAAGCUGGUGUACUGGCAGAAAGUCAUGAUUUACUCUGUUGUAUGAAAGACAAGUAAACCAUCUCAUGAAAGAACA